This is a messenger RNA of Rhodotorula toruloides NP11, 2169 nucleotides long. RefSeq lists its product as uncharacterized. Bases 1 to 2169 code for a protein of 722 amino acids. Lineage: Eukaryota; Fungi; Basidiomycota; Microbotryomycetes; Sporidiobolales; Sporidiobolaceae. The record is from RefSeq and is a predicted model, not a curated record. The transcript is spliced from 2 exons.
AUGGCAGCCGGGGGAAAGGCCAGGACGCCGCAGCAGGAGGACACAAAGGGCGGACCGAAAAAGCGCGGGCGCAAGCAGGACGACUCGCUGCCUCCCUCACGCUCUCGCGAUAUCCAGCGCGCCUUUCGUGCUCGCCGUGCGGCCUUGCUCGCCAACCUCGAGGCACGGGUCGUCUUUCUCGAGGCGGAGAACAAGGAGUUGCGGAGGAGGCUUGGACUGCCAGCGGAUGGGCCGCCCGUAGCUGGCGAGGAGCCAGAGCUGGUCGGCGUCGAGUCUCCGACGAGCGGGACGGUGUCGGUUCCAGGCGGGAAAGGCUGGACGCCGUCGGCGAAUGGUGCGACGAAGGGCAACGCGCGCAAGCGCCGGGUGUCGGAGGCGAUCACCGAGGACGACGGCGAGGACGAUGUGGAUCAUACAUCCCCGUCGACGUCGACUCGCGGCCUCGAGUGGGAAGCGGCCGCAGCUCUGGCGGAUCCGCAAGUCGGAGCGGCUGCCGAGGUCCUCAUGAUGGGUCGUUCGGCGCCGUCGUCUGCCGCGCCUAGUCCGACAGAGGACCAGACGCAGGCCAUCGCGCAGCAGCGGAACGGAUAUCCUCCGCCGAACGGCUACACGCCUCUCCCGCCUCCUCCUCCUUUCGCGAAUGGUCACGCCUACCCAGCCGAGCCGCUCCCUCCGCCCGGCGUCUACUCCCCGGCAUCGGGACAGCACCAGUAUCAUAUGUCUCACUACCAGAACGGCUCGAUGCCUCAGCAGUUCCAGCGCUACCCGCCUCAGCAGCCUCAGCAGCAGUGGCAGUACCCGCCAGGUGCUCAGCCGCUCCAGCAAGGGUUCCCGCAGUCGCCGUUUGGCUAUCAGCAACUUCCGCAUGCGCCGCAAUCCCAGCCUCCUCUACCUUCGCCCUCUCACCCUCACCAAUCGUUCCCUUCCCCUCAGUCUCAGCAGUUCCCUCACCCGGUCUUCCCACAACCUCAUGCUUUCCCUCAGCCGCCUCCACAGCAGGCCGCUCCACCUUUCCCUCACUACUACCAGCAACAGCCUGGUCCGUUCUCUCCCGUCCCUCAGGACCGCCGCCCAUCGACUUCGCAGUACCCCGUCGUCCUCCCCCCCGUCUCGUCCUUCGGCCAACCUCCCGCUCCGCUCGUCCCCUCCCCCUCCGAGCCACGCACAUCCGUCCCGUCUUCCUCCGCCUCGUCGCUCGCCUUCGGUCACAUCAAGCAAGAAGACGGCGCCGAGUCGGCCGACUCGCUCAUCACAGACGAGCACGACACGAUCGCGAAACAACGCGUCUUCCUUCUUCGAUGCUGCAACCUGUCGCCCGAACCGUCGGCUGAGGAAGCGUCCAGCCCGCGCGAGGCGAAGUAUCGCGCGUUCUGCGUGCGGCUGAUCGAGGGCGUCAUCGAGGCUGCGAGGAAUGGACGGGUCGCCGGGCUGGGAGCGGGAAGCGCGGAAAAGGCCAAGGCGAGGGCGACCAAGUUGCCCUGUUGCGAUGGGGUUAUGAGCUGCCAGGCCGGCACGGAGGGAUGUCAUGCGGCGUCUGAUGUGGACGCAGAGGGAAAGAAGGUUGGGGAGGAGGUGAAGGAGGCAGCGGAAGAGGCAGAGGAAUGUUGCGGCGGGUUGAUCGAUUGCUCGGCCCCCUUCUUCGACGACACGCCUUCGUACCCGGACGAGACCGCGCCGAACGGAGCCAAUCCCUCAUCCUCUCCUAACACCGACUCGAAGGAGCUGCCCGCCUCUGCACCAGCACCCUUCCCCAUCCUCCGCAUCGCGACCUACCUUCCUGUCCGCGAAGCGUUCGACUCGCUCGAGCACUACAUGACUUCCCCUCUCGCGCCUCCGUCAGACUCGCGCGGCCUCCAAUCGCCCGGCGCACUCGCCUCGAUGCUCUUCGACGGCUACCCUCCCUCUUCGUCCGACUUGACGCACGCCGAACCCGACCCUCCACACUUCGCCAUCGGCGGUUCGGAGGAACUGCGCGUGUGGCAGACAUGCGUCGAGCUCACGGCCAAGGGUGCAGAGCUCAAGCGCCUUGUCGAGACGGGCGAAUGCAGCAUGCAGGAGGCGAUGAGGCGGACGGAGAUGGCGGAGGCGGCGGGCGUGCAGAGCGUGACGAUCGCGCCUAUCAAGAGCGCGGCGGCCUCUCGAUGCGCCGGGAGGAAAGGGUGUUGUUGA